Molecule: messenger RNA, 3046 nt
Organism: Gasterosteus aculeatus aculeatus (three-spined stickleback)
Lineage: Eukaryota; Metazoa; Chordata; Actinopteri; Perciformes; Gasterosteidae
Source: RefSeq, a predicted model, not a curated record
AUGUCUGAGGGCGAGAACAAGCAGGCCUCUGACACCCAGGAAGCCAAGGCAGAGUCCGUCGCUGCUGCGCCCACGGCUCAAGCGGUGUCCUCCGUGUCCCCCCCUGUCUCCAUGGUGACCCAGCCUCCAGCCACCGCUGCCACGGAGGACGAGGAGGAGGAGAGCGAGGAUGAGUCUGAGAUUUUGGAGGAAAGCCCGUGUGGACGCUGGCAGAAACGCAGAGAAGAGGUGAAUCAACGCAACGUCCCCGGGAUCGAUAAUGCUUACUUGGCCAUGGACACCGAGGAAGGAGUCGAAGUGGUGUGGAAUGAGGUCAUGUUCUCAGAAAGGAAGAAUUUCAAACUACAGGAGGAAAAAGUCAAAGCUGUUUUUGACAAUCUGAUUCAGCUGGAGCAUUUAAACAUUGUGAAGUUCCACAAAUACUGGGCUGAUGUCAAAGAGAACAGAGCGAGGGUCAUAUUCAUCACUGAGUACAUGUCUUCAGGAAGUCUGAAACAGUUUUUGAAAAAGACAAAGAAAAACCACAAGACCAUGAACGAAAAGGCCUGGAAGCGCUGGUGCACACAAAUACUUUCUGCUCUCAGCUACUUGCACUCAUGUGAACCUCCCAUCAUUCACGGCAACUUAACCUGUGACACCAUCUUCAUCCAGCACAACGGCCUCAUCAAGAUCGGCUCAGUUGCUCCUGACACAAUCAAUAACCAUGUGAAAACCUGCCGGGAAGAGCAGAAGAGUCUUCACUUCUUUGCUCCAGAAUAUGGAGCUGUUGCCAAUGUUACCACAGCUGUGGACAUCUAUUCCUUUGGGAUGUGCGCCUUAGAGAUGGCUGUGUUGGAGAUCCAGAGUAACGGAGAUUCGUCUUAUGUGUCGCAAGAAGCCAUAAACAGUGCCAUUCAGUUCCUAGAGGACCCCCUGCAAAGGGAAUUUAUCCAGAAGUGUCUGGAGGUCGACCCCAGCAAGCGACCCACAGCCAAAGAGCUGCUGUUUCACCAGGCCUUGUUCGAGGUGCCCUUACUCAAGCUGCUGGCUGCACACUGCAUCGUUAGCCACCAACAUAUGAUUCCAGAAAAUGCUUUAGAGGAGAUGACGAAGAACAUGGACCCGAACUUGGUGAUUGUUGAGGCCAAGGACGGAGUUCAGAUGAAGCUCUCUCAGUUUCCUGCCCUGGAGCUGGACAAGUUCCUGGAAGAUGUCAGGAAUGGGAUCUAUCCUCUCACUGCGUUUGGCGUGCCGUGUCCACAACAGCCUCAGCAAGAGGCGGUCAAGUCGCCCAUUGUGCCCCCCUCAGUGAAAACCCCCACCCCCGAACCCGCCGAACUCGAGACCAGGAAGGUCGUUCAGAUGCAGUGCAAUAUUGAGCCGGUCGACGAGGGCAGCAAGCAUCAUCUGACCUUGUUGUUGAAACUUGAAGAUAAAUUGAACAGGCACUUGAGCUGUGAUUUGUUACCAAAUGAGAACGUGCAGGAGCUCGCUGUGGAACUCGUUCAGCUGGGCUUCAUCAGCGAGGGCGAUCAGCCGCGGCUCGCAUCCGUUCUGGAAGAGGCCUUCUCAAAGUUCUACAGCCGAAACGGUUCCCUCAAUCCUGUGACAGUCUCGUCGUAGCGGAGGACUCACUCGGCCUUCGGUCAGCCCUCCUCGUCCUCCACAACGGGACUAGCUUUAUGCUCCACCUCUGAGUUUGCAGGGAAGCUUUGUGAGGACGGAGGAGGAGGAGGAGGCCUUGUUCUGGUUGCAGAUCUUGCAGCCGUUUUUUUUUUUUGGUAGGAAAAGCUGCCACUAAGUGGUUGUCGCUUUUUGGUUCUUUCUUUUUUCACCCAAUACAGCCAUCUGCUUCUCUUUUUAAAAGAAGUAACCGUAGUCUAAACUGAAAGGAAUUUACAAAUGUUUUCACUUUCUUGGCACUUCUGUCUUUGAGCUUUUCAAGUAGUGAAGGAAGACUUGAGCUGCAUUAGGCUGCAUGACAGCAGUACUUUCCUUAAGUCAGUAUUAAAAUUGUAUUUUUUCUUUUAAGUUUUACUUAAAAGUGUUCAAUAGUUGUCUAUAUAAAAAUGAUCUUGGUCCCGGCAUACUGCAGUGUAUUUAUCACAGUGUUAGGUGAAGUCUUGUGUUUCUUUUUAAACUCUCCCCUCAGCAGCGAGUGGGGCAUCUUCCUACCUUCUGUCAAAGACUCUCCAAAGCAUCAAGCUGGUAAUGCAACAGAUACGUCACGACUACUUCAAAAUUAAACACAGCCCAACACAAUUUGAGGAGCUGUAGUUAAAAAAAAGAAAAAAAAAAAAAUAUCCAACUAUUUAUUUGUGUAUCUUUCUUGUGAGCACUGUAACACUCCCAGCACUGAGACCGGUGGUUGUUUGAAUCUACCCUUUUGUUUGCUACCUUUUCUUUAGAUUGUUAUUUUGCCUCAAAAAGAGGGCGUGAUCAGUUGACUGCUGCUGCAGCGUCUGCUUUCCAAGUAGCCCGUUGCAGCACCAAUCGAUUACGUCUGGAUCAAUCAAAGGUCGUCUUUAGUGACUCAUUCGUUGCACCGGAGAGGUCUGUGAGAUUCACGGAGGGAUGGUUUCGCAUUUAAGGCACAUGUGCGGGUUUUGAAGAGGUUUAGUUUCUGUGUCUGAAUGAAAACUGAUGCGUGCAACGAGCUUCUGGAACUGGUUUCCCUCAUUUAAUCGUCAGCGGGUCAGAUAGUUCUGGAUAUUUCGAUCAUGUGACCCGUGACUCCUUUGUCUUCUUCAUUGCCAACGUAUUCUGCGUGACACCAGAGCUAGAACCCCCCCUGCCAUAUAGAUAUUGGCUCAGGAAGCCCCCCAUAGUUUGCACUUCUGUAGACUUUUAUAUCCUGUUGGACACGUCACGUGGUGAUCGAGUCCACUCUGUGCUGUCACAUUACUUUAUUUGGUCUGUAGAUACUUUGAGAUAGAAGAGUGGAACUGCCUAAGAUUCUGCUGGUAACCAUCUUAUACCCUCCAGGCUGGACACAGUGCUCUAUUACUGCAAUGCAUUUACCCCCUUUCACUUCACUCCGAAAUAAAUAUCUACACUUCAGGAUUCA